This is a messenger RNA of Centropristis striata (black sea bass), 4707 nucleotides long. RefSeq names its product pleckstrin homology domain containing, family M (with RUN domain) member 1 (gene plekhm1). Lineage: Eukaryota; Metazoa; Chordata; Actinopteri; Perciformes; Serranidae. The transcript has 12 exons. The coding region runs from base 267 to 3569 and encodes 1100 amino acids. The record is from RefSeq and is a predicted model, not a curated record.
GAUGCAUCAGUGACUUCAGUCUGAUAGUGACAGAGCGUCUCACCUCUCAUAACAAAUCCUAACUUAGCGCUAAUUUUUUUAGCUUUUUUAUUAUAUUUCUUGGCAGCAAUGGAGAGCGACUGUACGGAUUAACUUGCCUUUAACGUACAUUUACUGAUUUUAUCAUAAUUUACCGAGGAUAUUGCGGUUGUCUGUGGACCUUUUCAUGGCAAGUUAGCCAACCUGUUUCGCGUGCCAUGAGGGAGUAAACCUUCCCAGGAGGUGCCAUGCUAGCCACACAGAUGCCAGACACGCCACCUGAGGCUAAAGAUGUCAAACAGAUCAAAGAGAAGUUGGCUCAGUCGCUGAAGGCGCUGCAGAAGCGAUAUGUGACGUCAGACGCCGUGGUGACUAGUGAAGACGGCGACGCUAACCUGCUCUGCUGCGCCCUGGAGGCCAUCUUCAUCCACGGGAUCAAGAGCAAGUACGUCCGCACGGAGGCAGGGGGUCGCAGCAGGAAGGGGGACCGGGGACCGCUGCCUCAGCCGUUCUUCUGGAGCCUCCUCAAGACCGUCACCCACCGUGACGUGGUGACGGAGCUGGAGAAGAUCAGCUUCGUGAGCACCGAUGUGGGUCGCUGCCGAGCCUGGCUGCGGCUGGCGCUCAACCACGGCCUGCUGGAGUGUUACCUGGCCUCGCUGUUCCGUGAGGGCUCCAAGCUGCGGGCCCACUACCAGCCCAGUGCCUUGCUCCUGAACACCGAGGAGCGGGAAGUCCUGCUCAGCUACCUCCAGGGCCUGGCCUCGCUCACAUUCAGCCUUUCCUACAAGUCGGCCGUCCUCAACGAGUGGACCACCACGCCUCUGGCUCUCUCUGGACUCUGUCCCUUGUCCCAGGUGGAAACAGUCGACCUGCCCCUCAACGGCCAAGGAGACCUCCCCACCUCCAAGUCCACGUAUAAAGAAUCAUGGGACACGGUGUCCCAGUCGUCAGGCUCAUCAGACGCACCGGACCUGCAGAGCGGCUGCCCCGUGCUGCUGGGCAGAGGGACGAGUGCUUUACAAGGAGGGAGGACUGGACUCAACUCGUCUAAUUUAAGCCUGGACACCACGGGCUCCUCGCAGCUCUCCUCCAGCCUGAGCUCUGACAGCCUCCUGCAGGGGCAGGACCCCCGCAGCCCCGCGGGGGAGCAGUGGUCGUCAUGUGACCUGGACAUGCCCAUUAACGUCACCGUCAGCACCAAGAGGCCACAGAAAGAUUCUCAGGCAGAGUUCAGAGAAAGUGGCCACUGCAGUCAGGACUCCAUGCGUGAAGACUCCUUUGUGUCUAGCACGGGUCCAGAUCAGUACUCAGAGACCGCUAUCUUCAGUGGCUCUGACAGCGAGAUCCAGGGUCCCCCUACGCCAUCCCAGGACCACGUGGACGCACUCCCAGACUCUGUGCUGUCUGAUUCAGAGCCACCACCAACAUCUGAUGAGAACCACGUAGACGGCUCUCCCUCUGAAGCGUCUUCUGAGCUGCACCCGGACACAGACGCAGUGCCCUCUGCGGUCGGUGAGCCUCUGGAGCCUCCGGAGCCUUUGGAGGAAGUAAACACGGCUGAUGUUCAGGAGAGUCCUGAGCCCGUCAAGGAAGAGAAAGAACCAGAGGUCUCUGAGCCGUCAGUGCAUCAGAGCGCCCGUCGCUCCACCAGCAUCCUGAGCAGGAAACUGUCUUCAGAUUCUCUAUCACAUUCUCGUUCUUGGAUCUCUGAAGACGACAUCUAUAAACCCCAUCUGGAGGAGGUGUCGGACCACGACGAGGCUCCUCCUGCUGCUACCACAGCUGAGCUCAAAGUCUCCCAGUCUCCUCCCAGCGUCGUCCACCGCAGACAGAUAGCUAAUCAGUCUCCAGAAUGUGAAAAUAAAGAUCAUGUGAACGUCCUUCUCUGUCUGUCAGGGCUGUCUAACCCUUUCCGCGGCUUGCUGAAGCUCGGUCAUCUGGAGCGGCGAGGUGCGAUGGGAAUGUGGCGUGAUAACUACUGCGAGCUGUCGCCCUUCGAGUUCCGCCUCUACCUGAACGCGGAGGAGCGGACGUGUAGUGAGAACUGCUCCCUGCUGCGAUGUGAGGAGGCUCGCAUCGCCUCACCGGAGGGCCGCUUCGAGCUGGCCUUCCCCGGGAAGAGACUCUACCUCCGGGCGGACAACCGCGGCGAGGCCGAGGACUGGGUGGACCGCAUCAUCGAGGCCGUCAACAAGUGCCGCCCAGCGUCUCGAAACGAUGAUCAGUGGGAGGUGCUGCAGCCCACCAGUGAGAACGGAGUGGACGCGUCUUCUCCGUCCUCCGCCCCCUCCAGCCCUGAGAGAGGCUCGCUGUCCUCCGACACGGGGACGUGUGCAGGACAGGAGGCCCCUCCUCCUCCACAGGAGCUCGACUGGACUCGGGCGGCCGAUUUAGAAACAGACGCCAUCAAGGAAUCUGUUCUGUACUUCUCCACGGACCCCGAGGCUCGGACAUGGGCGCCUCUGGUCUUCUCUCUCUCUCUGGAGGCUCUGAAAGGCUUCCGGGUGCACGAGGGCAGGAAGCUGCCGCGGCUGACUCACCUGAUUGAGGAGAUCCGGGACGUGGUGCCCGACGUCUCUCAGGGAGGACCGGCCUUCUUCAGACUGCUGACCGUCAGGGAGACGAUCAAACUCAGAGCGGAGAACGCAGAGGAGGCUCGCUCAUGGAGGGUUCUGAUCCGAGGAGCUCUGGACUCCUACCUGGAGAGCGGGGAGGACGGGGGCUCCGCGGAGCCGGCUGUAGUGAGCGGCAGGGGGGUCAGUGGAAACCUCCACAGACUGGUGCAGCACAGACUCAAAGAGAACGGAGCUCUUCUUGUUAAUCUGUGCACUGUGCCCUCAGAGAAGGGGCUGGACGCUCAGAGCUUCAAGUGUGCAGGUUGUCCUCAGCAGAUCGGUCCGUCUCGGGGCAGAGCUCGGCUGUGUGAGUUCUCAGGCCAGUACUACUGUGACUCCUGUCACCAUGGCGACACCACCAUCAUCCCCUCACGCAUGGUGCACAACUGGGACCUCACACAGCGAGAGGUGUGUAAGAAGGCUCUACACCUGCUGGCUCAGGUGGAGCAGGAGCCUCUGCUGAACCUGGAGCAGCUGAACCCAGACCUGGUGAGGCACUCUGAGUCCAUGGCUCAGGCCCACAACCUGCGUCAGAGACUCCGCCUGCUGGGAGACUACCUGCUCACCUGCCGCAGCGGAGCCUGCAAGAAACUCCACGCCAGGAUGGAGCAGCGGACGUACCUGCUGGAGUCGAGUCACCUGUACAGCGUCCUGGACCUGCGACAGAUAGCAGAGGGCGAAUAUUCAAACUACCUGCUGACUCUGCUGCAGCACGCCUCCAACCACGUCUUCCACUGCGACCUGUGCACGCAGCGCGGCUUCAUCUGUCAGACCUGCCACGCCAACGACAUCAUCUUCCCCUUCCAGUUCGACAUCACCACCAGGUGUAGAGACUGUAAGGCGGUGUUCCACCUGGCGUGCAGAGCGGCGGGGGACGCGUGUCCUCGCUGUCAGCGGAUGAAGAGAUAUCUGGAGAGAGAUCUGCAGUACUGAGCGCUGCCAGCAGGGCGCCGCUGUGUAGCCACGUUUUUUUCAGCGGUGACGGAGAGAAUAAUAACACAGAAUCGUAUCUUUUACAUGAAGUAACCUCAAGUGCAAUUAUGAGUGCGGUUUGCCUAACUGACUGGCCUUCAGGCUGCGUGUGAGAGCUGCAGCAGUGAGACUCUAACAGUGAUUUAGAGCGUAUCGCAGCCAAAUGUUACUGACUUCUUUACCUCUCUGGACUCAGACUCGCCACGACAUCAAACAACGGACCGGCGACGGUGAAGCUCGCUGCCAAGAAUCACAUCAACACAUUUUUUACAUCAUGAGUUUUUUACUUUGUCUUAUUGCGUCUUCACCAUCAUGUUUACUGAACAUUAUGCACAUAUUUAAACAUGCAGCAGCGGUGAUCUUCGGUACUGCACAUGCAAAAAAUAAUGAGAAAAAAAACAGCACUUGAAAUGUUCUAAUCAACAGGUUUUUGAUUGUGCCUUCUUUUAAUUUAAGCUUUACAAUAUUUUUCCUCUCUGUGUGUGUUUACUACAGUGCCAGAAUGCAUCACAUCUCGUUUAAUUUACCUUGAAUAUAAGAAGAAAUUAUAAUAACGCUGCAUUAGAAGGUGAAAAUCUGUCACCGAGAAGACUUUGUGGAAUGUUUCUCUCUGGAUGUUAACUCGAGACAUUUGUGAUUUAGACUUUAAAUUUAAAAUAAUUAUUUGCUGCUUGUGAGGUGAGGGGCACUGACAUUAUUCACUGAAGUUAAAUAAAUUGCAGCAAUUACGUUGCAGAAACAACAAAUUACUAGAUUUCUGAAGUCAAAACAUAUUUUGCAUAUUUGCACUUAGCUACGACUGUUAAACUGAUAUUUCAACUGGAGGUUUAGUUGUAAUAUCUUCUAGCACACAGAGUUUAUCCCUCAACUAACAAACAAACAAACAUUGUUGACAUGUUUAUUUUCAGCUCUGGAAUAUUUGACUCAGAUGUAGAGUUGCAGAAGAAACAGAUUUUUUUUGCAGAAUCUGCAGAAAACAAAACAAAUUGAAGGUUUACUAUCAAGUCCAUUUUCAUAUUUGCAGCACUGUUAUUCCUGGUUUGUCAUCUCAUUUAUUGUGUAUGAUGUAUAAAAGAAUAAAUUCCACUGUGUUACUUUA